Molecule: messenger RNA, 1674 nt
Organism: Paraphaeosphaeria sporulosa
Lineage: Eukaryota; Fungi; Ascomycota; Dothideomycetes; Pleosporales; Didymosphaeriaceae
Exons: 1
Coding region: 33-1397 (454 amino acids)
Molecular function (GO): identical protein binding; transaminase activity; pyridoxal phosphate binding
Source: RefSeq, a predicted model, not a curated record
CUUGCUCCUCAAAGCGCGCCUUCUCAAUCAGCAUGCCUCACGCAAACGAGCCGACUUUCGAUGCCGCUGCCUUCGGCGAGCAGCACAUCACUAAGGGCAUCGGAAGACUCACGAAGCAUGUCUUCGAAGAUGGGAAGGGGUCCUACAUCACCACCGACAAGGGCGUCAAGCUCCUCGACAUGACCUCCGGCAUCGGCGUCUGUAACCUUGGCCACUGCCAUCCCAAGGUCAGCGAGGCUGCAGCAAAACAAUGCAUGAAGAUCACCCACGCACAAGUCAACAUUGGCUUCAGCGCCGCGCAGAUUGCCCUUCUCCGCGAACUCAUCCCGAUUCUCCCACAUCCUUCCCUGGAUACUGUCUUCCUCUGGAACUCUGGCGCUGAGGCUGUCGAAGCUGCCGUCAAGCUUGCACGAGCAGCAACCAAGAAGCAAAACAUCAUUGUCAUGCAAGGCUCCUACCAUGGACGUACAUGCGCAACCGCCGCUAUGACGCGCAGCAAGACCAUCUACGGAGAAGGACAUGGUCCAUUGAUGCCCGGAAUUUUCGCUACCGCCUUUCCUUUCUACGCUCAAUUUGGACUUCCUGCCGACACACCCAUCGACAAGCUGGUGGAGAUGUCUCUCUUCCAACUCAAACUCACGCUUUCGCAGCAGACCGCACCUUCAGACACCGCCGCCAUCAUCCUGGAGCCCGUUCUCGGCGAGGGCGGCUACGUCCCCGCACCUCCUGCUUUCCUCCACGGCCUCCGCAAAAUCUGUGAUGAGCACGGAAUCCUUCUUAUCUGCGACGAAGUUCAGUCUGGUUUCGGUCGCACUGGCACAAUGUUCGCCGUCGAGGACAGCGGUGUAAAGCCUGAUGUAUUGAUAUUCGCCAAGGGUAUCGCAAACGGAUUCCCACUCAGCGGUAUUGCCAGCACGAACGAGAUCAUGAGCCGUCAGAAGCCCGGCACCAUGGGUGGAACCUAUGCCGGUAACGCUGUAGCAUGCGCAGCCGCUAAGGCCGUCAUCGAAGUCUUCCGCGAGGAGAAGGUCCUGGACAACGUUGCCGCUCGGUCGAAGCAGCUCUUCGGUUUCUUGAAUAACCUCAAGAACUCUGGCAGCAAGGCAGGAAACCUGAUCCAGGAUGUGCGCGGAAGGGGCUUGAUGGUGGGUGUGCAAUUUCAGGAUGCGGACAUAAUUGCGCAAUCCCAAAACGAGGCAGCGAGGAAGAAGGGCGGUGCAGGACAAAUCGCGCCCAAGGUUGUGCAGGAGUGCGUGAAGAGGGACAUGUUACUCCUAAGCACUUCUGUGUUCGACGUUUUGAGGUUCAUCCCGCCCCUCACCAUCAGCGAGGCGGAGAUGCAGGAGGCGUGCCGCAUCUUCGGUGAGUCGCUGGAGGCUGUAGCGAAGGAGUUGUAGUUGUCUCUUUUCUUUUGUCAUUGGGUUUGGAGUUUCUAAAGCGUUUUGUCUCACAGGUAUUUAGCCUCAUGAUCAUGUAUAAGAGAUAUGUUAGUGUCUGAGCCGUGGUAUAAAUCAAGAAAAAUCCAUCGCUUCAACCACGUUCGAAGAUGAGCUGUGUUUGGAUGCACAAUGUGACAGCCCCUCGGCCCAUCUCAUGGUACUGUCCUGAAUUCACGAGAGGCUUGACGUGGUCAGCAGUUUAUUUAUUGAAGGAACCGUCUGUUUCUAUGUAUUC